AUGUAUUCACCCUCCAGUCAGACGCCAAUUGGCAUUCUACAAGAGACUGCUACAAAAAGGGGUUUUCUUGUCCACUACGAGCUUGUUGCAAGCGAAGGCGAGGCACAUGAACCUAUUUAUGUGUACCAAUGCAGAGUUGGCAAAAUUACUGCCUUUGGGAAGGGUGCAAGCAAGAAGAAGGCGAAGCAUUUGGCGGCAUACUAUGUACUCUUAAGACUCAUCGGUGAUGAUCCACCAUCUCAGGGAGAUAGAGCCCUCUUGCAGGCGAUGCGUGCAUCGCUCUCAUUCCUCGGCAUCGAUGUCGGCGACUCCUUAGCUGUCACAUGUGAGGAUGAGGUGAACGCAGCGGCUACACGAGCGCCCGUCAAUUAUGUCAGCAAGGUUCAGGAAUAUUGUGACAAAAAUUUGUGGCCUCCACCUACUUACGAAUUUAGCGAAUGCUCACAAAACCUUUUUGGUGGCAAGUAUCAUUGCAAAAUCCGUCUCUGGCGCUGGGAAUUUUCGGGUUUCGGUAGCUCCAAAAAAGAGGCAAAAAGAAAGGCUGCGACCGAAUUUCUAAAAGAGGUGGUAGAGCAAGGACUAACUAUUCCGACAGAUGCAUUAGAGGCAAUGGAAGAGGAGAAUCUGCCCCUUGUAGAAAAACAGGAUUUAAACAAGCUAAAGGUCAAGCAAAGCAGUCAAGAAAUGGCGUCUAGAAUGGCCAGAAAAAUUCUUUCUGGCCUCCACACAGCUAAUGGAAGGGUUAAGGAAAUUCAUGUUGAAGAGCUAAACUCUCCAGACUUUGAUGUAUAUGAUGUCUUAAAGCGGGUGCUGGAGGCGAACAAGCUCGGUGUCUUCUACUCGUAUACAACAAAUACAAAGUCCGGGAGUAUCUACUGUCAGGCACAGUUAUCCACAAUUCCCCCCCACGUUACAUGCAGUCGACCCAGUGCAAGCAUAGACGAAGCUCGAAGAGACGCAGCCUACCGUUGCCUUGUUUACCUGGACACAAUGACGAAGCCGAAUCCCACGCUUUGUGAGGAGGCGUGGUUCCGAAGGCCAUCUUGA
This is a messenger RNA of Hydatigera taeniaeformis, 1047 nucleotides long. The record is from the annotation of a GenBank genome assembly. Lineage: Eukaryota; Metazoa; Platyhelminthes; Cestoda; Cyclophyllidea; Taeniidae.